This is a messenger RNA of Halichondria panicea, 749 nucleotides long. RefSeq names its product deubiquitinase DESI2-like. The coding region runs from base 21 to 656 and encodes 211 amino acids. Gene Ontology annotation, biological process: protein deubiquitination. Gene Ontology annotation, molecular function: deubiquitinase activity. NCBI's taxonomy places the organism in Eukaryota, Metazoa, Porifera, Demospongiae, Suberitida, Halichondriidae. The transcript is spliced from 6 exons. The record is from RefSeq and is a predicted model, not a curated record.
CAAGCUCAGCAUGCUUCAAGAUGAGUGGAAGACGUCAAGAGGAAACUUCCCUGGACUCGCUGUUGUCUGUGCUCGAGGGAGAGCGGACAGCACAGAAAAGACCAGGCUCAGAGCUUCACCUCAAUGUCUAUGAUAUGAUUUGGGUAAAUGACUACACCUCUCGAUUUGGCAUUGGAGCCUUUCACUCUGGAGUGCAGGUCUAUGGUCGAGAGUAUGCGUACGGAGGCCACCCCUACUCGUUCACUGGUGUGUACGAUGUGGAGCCUCAGAGAGCUGUUGAAGUGGCUCCUGGUCUCAAGUUCAGAGAGUCCAUUUAUCUCGGCCACACCCACCUCACAGACAGGGAAGUGGAGGAACUAGUCCUCUCUGUUGGCAAGGAGUUUAAUGGCAAUGACUACCACAUCUUCAACAAGAACUGCAACCAUUUCACUGAUGCACUAUGCAUGAAGCUGAUUGGAGCUCGUACUCCGUCGUGGGUGAAUCGACUUGCUUAUGUUAGCUCCUGGAUGCCGUUCAUUAUCAACUGCCUCCCUCUGUCCUGGAUCACUCCUGGUGGUGUAGAGGUCGAAGGUCAAGAGUCAUCACAGCUAUAUAGCCAGACCCCAGGACGUGGUCGUGCUGUCAUGGAAGCAGGAACAGAAACAAAACAUGACUAAGUUUAUUUGAUACAUUUUAAUCAAUCUCUCUCCUCAUUGUGUUCAUUGUAACUGUUUGUAAGAUAAUUCUGAUCAUUGUUUGUAUAAUUUAUA